Capronia epimyces CBS 606.96 is the source of this 1212-nucleotide messenger RNA. Its product is annotated as ketol-acid reductoisomerase, mitochondrial. The record is from RefSeq and is a predicted model, not a curated record. The coding region runs from base 1 to 1212 and encodes 403 amino acids. NCBI's taxonomy places the organism in Eukaryota, Fungi, Ascomycota, Eurotiomycetes, Chaetothyriales, Herpotrichiellaceae. Gene Ontology annotation, biological process: L-valine biosynthetic process. The transcript has 5 exons. Gene Ontology annotation, molecular function: ketol-acid reductoisomerase activity. Gene Ontology annotation, cellular component: mitochondrion.
AUGGCCUCCAAGACCUUCGUGAGGACGCUGCGCACUGCUUCCAAGCAGAAAAUCAGUGCUCCGUCCAUCCCCAAGCGCUCGUUCGUUUCUGCUACCGCAACUAGACCAGUCGUUGCAGCCCAGCGUACUGCCCUUGCAGCUGCCAGUCAGCAGCAAACGAGAGGGAUCAAGACAGUUGACUUUGCUGGUACCACGGAGACUGUCUACGAACGAGAGGACUGGCCGCGCGAGAAGCUUCUUGAUUACUUCAAGAAUGACACUCUCGCCCUCAUUGGCUACGGCUCCCAGGGUCACGGUCAAGGUCUCAACCUCCGUGACAACGGCCUGAACGUCAUCAUCGGUGUCCGGAAGAACGGCGCAUCGUGGAAAGAAGCAGAACAAGAUGGGUGGAUUCCGGGAAAGAACCUCUUUGAGGUCGACGAGGCCAUCUCUCGAGGCUCCAUCAUCAUGAAUCUGCUCAGUGAUGCCGCGCAGAGUGAGACCUGGCCCGCGAUCAAGCCUCAAUUGACCAAGGGAAAGACCCUGUAUUUCUCUCACGGUUUCUCCCCCGUGUUCAAGGAGUUGACCAAGGUCGAUGUCCCCAAGGACAUCGAUGUCAUCCUUGUCGCCCCCAAGGGAUCCGGCCGAACGGUCCGAUCUCUGUUCCGUGAAGGCCGCGGUAUCAAUUCAUCGGUCGCCAUCUACCAGGAUGUCACCGGCAAAGCUGAAGAGAAGGCUGUCGCCCUGGGUGUCGCCAUUGGCAGCGGUUACCUGUACAAGACCACUUUCGAGAAGGAGGUGUACUCUGACCUGUACGGCGAGCGAGGUUGCUUGAUGGGUGGUAUCCACGGCAUGUUCCUCGCUCAAUACGAGGUUCUGCGAGAGCGUGGCCACUCUCCCUCUGAGGCAUUCAACGAGACUGUCGAAGAGGCCACCCAGUCACUUUACCCUCUCAUCGGUGCCAAUGGCAUGGACUGGAUGUACGCCGCCUGCUCCACCACCGCUCGCCGUGGUGCCAUCGACUGGUCCGGCAAGUUCAAGGACACGUUGAAACCCGUGUUCAAUGAGCUGUAUGACAGCGUCAAGACCGGCAAGGAGACCAAGCGCAGCUUGGAAUACAACAGCCAGCCCGAUUACCGGGAGAAGUACGAGAAGGAGCUGGAAGAGAUCCGAAACUUGGAGAUCUGGCGUGCCGGCAAGGCUGUUCGCUCUUUGCGACCAGAGAACCAGUAA